Molecule: messenger RNA, 453 nt
Organism: Aspergillus pseudotamarii
Lineage: Eukaryota; Fungi; Ascomycota; Eurotiomycetes; Eurotiales; Aspergillaceae
Product: glycoside hydrolase superfamily
Exons: 2
Coding region: 1-453 (150 amino acids)
Source: RefSeq, a predicted model, not a curated record
AUGGAUAUUUAUAUCUUAACGACUUCACCCCCGACCACAGAAGCUUCACGGUGGCAGGACAAGCAGACCCUACAACAAAGGGCACUCAAGGUGAUGGCGAUGCUUGGAGGAGCAUGCCUUGGCAGCUUCAUCUUGGAUGAGAUCGAACAGGACAUCGAGGAACCAAUGUCCCAAAAUGGUAUUAAUCGCCUCGUUGAUCGCCUCCGAGCGGAUUUCGGCCCUGACUUUCUUAUCACCCUUGCCCCUGUUGCUACGGCUUUGCAGGGUAAGGCCCACCUGUGUGGGUUCAACUAUCUGCGUUUUGAGGGUGAACAUGGCAACAAGAUUGAUGUCUAUAACACCCAGUUCUACAACGGCUGGGGGAGCCUCGCAACAACCAAGGACUAUGACGCUAUUUCGAAUACAACGCCCGAUAUCGAUAUGCACCACUUCACCCGUCCUCUCGUCUAUUAA